AGGUGGCGAUAUCAACGCAGGUAUACCAGCCAGAAGCCACAGCUAAUUUACACAGCUGAGCUAAAUCGCAACAAUGGAGCUGCUUAAAUUUUUUAGUUGAAGUAGCUGAGCUGAAGCAGGAAUGUGCUAUCCGGGGACUGGAUAUUAAGGGUAAGAGAGAUCUGAUUGCCCAGCUGCAGGUGUACAUCAAUGAUGGAGGCAGCAGCACCCGAGGCAGAAGCUCCAGGAGAGGCACCCGAGGCAGAAGCUCCAGGAGAGGCACCCGAGGCAGAAGCUCCAGGAGAGGCACCCGAGGCAGAAGCUCUAGGAGAAGUACCCGAGGCAGAAGCUCCAGGAGAGUAUGCAGAUGAUUUCCUGGUCUCUGAGGACCUCUGUGAACAAUCCUCCCUGUGCCUCCUGCAUCAUCUGGCAAGAAAAGGAUUCAAGAAGCAAAGCCUUAUGACAUCCCCAUGAGUUUUAUUGGAGACGUGUAUCGUUCCCUUCUGUCAUCAUUCUUCGUGGUCCAGUGACAGCUCCUCAGACCCUUCUGUGCUGACUCUUCGGGCAUCCUCACAACUGCAGGACGUGUCAAGGGAAGCUGCGAGGAACGGAACAACAACCUCUUAUUAAUAAAGAAAGUAACACAACCAGUGACCGAUAUGGUUGUCCUUCUUCUCCUAAUCACCUGGGAUACCUGCCCAUGCUCACCCACACGACAACACCUUCUGGCAAUACGCCAACUGGACGGCUCAUCAACACACAGCAGGUCCAUGCUAUGUCUGUCAGCGCCGUACAUUUCUAUGAUAAUUCCGACUGUCAUUGUUUUCCUGUUACUAUGGUAGGUAGGUACUAUGCCUAUUUGGACCAUGUAUUUUUCAGUGUAUCCAGCAAUACAGGUAGUCGUGGAUUUACGACCACAAUUGGGACCGACAGACCGGUCGUAACACGAUUUGGUUGUAAGUAGAGUAGGCUAUAUGUACAGUACUGUGAAAUUAUGCCGGAAGCUGGUACGCACUGUCGUAUGCUGCGGCUCGCGAUUGUGGUCAUAAUGUCGAGCGGUCGUUAUUUGCAUAGGUUGUGAGUCAACGACUACCUGUAAUUCACCAGUAUGCUUUCUGGUUAUCAAUCUGUCCCUCGUGUUUCUGAAUAUUAUCCUAUUCCUAUGUGUCAUGUCUGAUUGAUUGUUUAAGAUGUGAUUUAUUCAUUCUUAUUUAUCAUGGAUAAAAUGGGGGAAUUGUAAGAUAUCCUUGAUCACUAAUCCCAGAUUAGGUUGACCCAGAACACUCAGUUCUUGUCUUUAUCCUCUCUUCAUACGCUUACGCUGUGAGAAAACCCAAACUGUCAUUUUUUGGUAUGGCUAACCUGCGUUUUGUUGCGUCUGCUAAACGAAUAACAUGACCAGAUGUGAAGUUAUCAUCAUCAACCGUUUUUAUGUUCUCACAAUAUGUUAAUAUGUAUUUUGUCGCCAUUAGUAGUUAUAGUAAUUUUGUUGUGUGCUUUUAGAAUAACUUUUUUGUAAGCUUCUGUUCACCAUACCCUGAACUAUCUUUUGGUGGCACACACAGUGGUUCCUGUAUUUCUGUUUUAGGCUUAUCUUUUGCAGGCUCAGCAUAACCUUGUGGAGUUGUCUCUCCUAACUUUCUCUUCUGUUCACACACACACACACACACACACACACACACACACACACACACACAGCUGGCAGCCCACCCCCUUUCUCUCCUUCUCUUCAGAAGUAUAUCUUCAUGUGUGAGACAAUAAACUUUGGAACUUCUCUCUGAAA
Messenger RNA from Silurus meridionalis, 1762 nucleotides. RefSeq names its product alpha carbonic anhydrase 8-like. The transcript is spliced from 5 exons. Bases 190 to 453 code for a protein of 87 amino acids. Gene Ontology annotation, biological process: poly(A)+ mRNA export from nucleus. The record is from RefSeq and is a predicted model, not a curated record. Gene Ontology annotation, cellular component: nucleus. NCBI's taxonomy places the organism in Eukaryota, Metazoa, Chordata, Actinopteri, Siluriformes, Siluridae.